Messenger RNA from Lampris incognitus (smalleye Pacific opah), 3098 nucleotides. RefSeq names its product PDZ domain-containing protein 7-like. Gene Ontology annotation, biological process: sensory perception of sound; auditory receptor cell stereocilium organization. The coding region runs from base 1 to 2718 and encodes 905 amino acids. Gene Ontology annotation, molecular function: protein binding. Gene Ontology annotation, cellular component: plasma membrane; stereocilium tip; stereocilia ankle link complex. NCBI's taxonomy places the organism in Eukaryota, Metazoa, Chordata, Actinopteri, Lampriformes, Lampridae. The record is from RefSeq and is a predicted model, not a curated record. The transcript is spliced from 16 exons.
AUGGCUCACUCAUCAUAUCAGUCCCGCAGGGAGACGACACCCGGGACCCAGGGGUCACACACGGCUACGCGCCAUGUCUUACGGAAGAAGGAGCUUCGUCAGCAGGGAAUCCGAUCUUCCUCUCCCAUGGGCAGGGUCAUCCUUAUUAAUUCUCCCGUGGAUGGUGGAGAUGACAGUGAGGACAUCCAUACCAUCACAGUGGAUAAAAGUGUGGAUGGAAGGCUGGGCUUCAGUGUGCGGGGAGGCUCAGAACAUGGCCUUAGCAUCUUUGUCAGUAAGGUGGAGGAUGACAGCACGGCAGAGCGGGCGGACCUCCGUGUGGGUGAUAAACUGGUGGAGGUGAAUGGCGUCAGCCUGGAGAGCAUCACGAUGAGCAGUGCUGUCAAGGUCCUGACGGGGAACAACAGGCUGAGGAUGGUGGUGAGACGGGUUGGCAAGGUCCCUGGCAUUCGCUACUCCAAGGAGAAGACCACCUGGGUGGAUCUGAUCCACAGACGCAUGGUGGUGGAGGAGAGCGGGCGGACGCCAUCGGAGGCUAGCUCAGGCAGCGCCCUCCAAAGGAUCGUCCACCUCUACACCACCUCGGAUGACUACUGCCUAGGCUUCAACAUCCGUGGAGGGAAGGAGUUCGGUCUUGGCAUCUAUGUCUCCAAACUGGACCCUGGUGGUCUGGCUGAGCAGAAUGGGAUCAAAAUGGGGGACCAAAUCAUCGCUGCCAAUGGAGUGAGCUUUGAGGACAUCAGUCACAGCAGUGCUGUGGAGGUGCUGAAGAGCCAUACACACGUCAUGCUGACCAUCAAGGAAGCAGGACGAUACCCUGCCUACAAGGAGAUGGUGGCAGAAUACAGGUGGCUCAAUAAGUUGGCCAAUGGCACCCAGAAAUCUUCCUCCCAGGGAUCAGAAUCCACUUCCUCAGCCUCCUCUCUGUCAUCUGGGACUCCAGUCAGCUCUCUGAGUGGCCUUUCGCAGGUUAUGUUCCCCCCCAGCUUACCAUUUGGCUCAGACAUGGUGGAUGUCUGCAUCUCCACAGAGGACCAGAGGAUGGAGUCAGAGUGCACCGAGACUGCCAUCCAGACUGAUCUUCCUUCUCCGAGGAUGGGAACAGACAUUAAACGCGGCCUGGGACCCACCACCCUCCUUAAGGAUACCUUCAUCCAUGGGGAGGAUGGCAAGGGCAGGCGAGAAUCCCCCAAGACAGCCAUGCUCCUGGCUCUCAGCAGACCCAGUCGACCCAUAAGCCGAUCACAGAGCCAAGUGACUGUAGCCGAGAUAAAGCAGAAAAAAGACAAGAGGCAUCAGAAAGGGAAGGACUCAGAGGAGAAAAGCACCCUGCAGCGCUCCAAGACGUUUGUCAACCUGCUGUUCAGGGGUGGACGCAAAAGAGACACCUCCAGGGGGCGCUCUAAGUCCCCUUCCAAGGAUGGUAAUGGUUUACGGCAGCCUGGUGUGAUGCCAGACCCACAGAUGCUCAGUGUGGUGGAAGAUAUGGCCCGCAGACUGCUGACCGAAGAGGAGGCGGCUGUUGUGAUGAAGACCUGCCGCAGGUAUGUAAUGGAGCGCUCAGUGGAGAACUUGGUCCAUCAUCUGCUAGCUGUGCUGGACAGACCUGAGAAGUUGCUGCUGCUAAGGGAGGUCAGAAUGGUGAUUCCUCCCGCUGACCUGGGUGCAUUCAACGUCAUGGUGACCCCUGUGGAAGUGGAGGCCUACGAUAUUUUAAAGUAUCGUUCAUUCAGAACUCCUCCUCUGCGCUCCCCCACCUCUGGCCGAGCUCCUAAACGACAUCUCAUCACUCCCAUCCCAGACCUCAGGGGAGGAUUCGAGCUCCAUAGUGCUUGGGAGGUAGAGAAAGAGAGCCACCUGCUGGAGGAGCUGGAGAAGCUCCGUCUAUCAGGACCCCGGUCAACAAGGGAGAGGCCCCACACUUCCAGGGCUUUUACACCCCUGCUAGACAUCCCCAUAGAUGGAUAUAGCACAGAAUAUGGAGAUCUUAGACCCUCCUCUGCCAGCCCCAUGCUCCCCAACUGGCUUUUGGCCCACAACACUGGCUCCCGGCCCCCACCCAGAUCGAACAUUGGCACCAUCCGGUCUGUCCACUUUGACGAGGUCUCGCUGCACUCCACUUCAGACAAAGGAGACUCCAUCUCAAAGAGGGGGAGGACCUUGUUAGAGAAUGGGAAUUUCAAAGGCAAGAAAGAGAAAAGCGUAGAGAGGAGUAAAGACACUGUGUUCACACUGCAGAGCGCUCCCCGCAGGAGUCGACCUUUAUUGUCACAGGUGUUUGGUUCAAAUCUGAAUGCAGACAAAGAGGCGGAGCGUGGACAGAUGAAUGGCCAUCAGGCUUCUUCUGAGAAUGGACUCAAUGGCACCGUGCCUGUCCACAAUGAGUUUGAGCUCAAAACUGUCAGCAUCUCUAAGACCAAACAGUCUUUGGGCAUCAGUAUAUCUGGUGGGAUGGAGUCCAAGAUUCAGCCGGUGGUGAAGAUAGAGAAGAUCUUCCCUGGAGGGGCCGCCUCUACCUGUGCAGUGCUCAAGGCUGGGUUUGAGCUGGUGUCUGUGGAUGGAGAGUCUCUGCAAGGAGUCACCCAUCAACAUGCCGUUGACAUAAUCCGAAAAGCCUUCAGCAACAAGGCCAAAGACCCCAUGGUGUUUAUGGUCAAAGUCCCCAAAAGCUCCCUGCAGGAUACCAACUCCACUCAACAACGGUUAAAGGGAGACUGAGAAGCCCAGUAGUAAUAUGGCGGAUUUCCCACAGCCACUGAGAUCAACACUGAGACAGUAACCGGACAACUCUAGCAACACAGGGAGGAACUAGUCAUAGCGCAGGAUCGAUCCCGGGGUCGGUUAUGUAAUUAUGCCACUAAUGAUGAGCCUUGGAAUGGAGACUGAGAGGCCUGUCACCACUCAGCGCCAGGGUAUCGACCUUAAGGGCUGUUGUGCACACAGGAGACGGUGAUGGGGACGACUGAAAUAUGUUUGGACAGAAAGCCGUUGACUUGGUCUUAAACAAAGACAGCCUGGGAAUGCAGGCCACAGAUGGCUGAUGUAGUACCUGCUGUUGUGUUGUCCAUUUCUCUCCCACGGAGAAGUGAGACGCUGAG